AUGGUAGGCAGUGGUGGUGGUCACUGGUUGAUUGUAGUGGUUGUUUGUAGUGGUGGUGAUUGGUUGAUUGCAGUGGUUGUGUUGAUUGCAACGAUGCAUAACUUAGCAGUGGAUGGAGUUUCAGAAUGGAGAAAUCCUCAAGUUCAAGUUGGAGAUGCUGUCAUUUUCCAGCACAAAUACCAGUACAAUCUCUACAUUUUCCAGAGCCAAAAUGCCUUCAGCCUUUGCAACUUUUCUCAAGCUACACUUCUCACCAAACCCAGUUCAACAUCUUACACUGACGUUGAUGAUGGUGUUGGUUAUUGGAAUGCAGGUGCUCGGGUUUUCAUUUUUUCAAAGAGCUUUGAGUUUGAGUUGUCCGAUUUUGCUGAUAAUGGUCUAGAACUUGAACUUGAACUUGCGGCACUGGCAGCAGCCAUGAAUUUGAAGCAUAACUUAGCAAAGAUUCAGGCUGACGCCAUGCCUGAACAUUAUGAAGCAGAAUUGGAGACAAGACCAGGGGAACAAAAGCUGUACUUGUUUAUUGAGGGCCCUACUGAGCAAUCUGUCAAGAGGGCAAAAGUUGAACUUAAACGUGCCUUGGAGGAAAUAACAAUGCAAGCUUCAUCACUUCCUAGUUCAACGCAACCUGGCCGAUAUUCGGUUCUUUAA
Molecule: messenger RNA, 651 nt
Organism: Fraxinus pennsylvanica
Lineage: Eukaryota; Viridiplantae; Streptophyta; Magnoliopsida; Lamiales; Oleaceae
Source: the annotation of a GenBank genome assembly